Molecule: messenger RNA, 1848 nt
Organism: Ruditapes philippinarum (Manila clam)
Lineage: Eukaryota; Metazoa; Mollusca; Bivalvia; Venerida; Veneridae
Product: leucine-rich repeat-containing protein 15-like
Exons: 3
Coding region: 306-1679 (457 amino acids)
Cellular component (GO): extracellular matrix
Molecular function (GO): protein binding
Source: RefSeq, a predicted model, not a curated record
UGUGUAAUUGUUUAAACGAUUUGUCAUUGUUUUAUAAAUUUUAGAAUGCGCACAACUUUUGCGCAGUUUAGUUAACGCUAGACCACUGAAGGUUUAUGAAAACAGUACUGCUAAAUAAAAUUUCUUUAUAAAAAAAUAUCGUGUUAUCACCAAUCUCGUUUUAAGAAGGCACAAGACAUUUACAAGUGUUUCACAUCGUAUAUUAUAUGUGUAGUUGGAUCGAUUAAAAAGUCACUGAUAAAGAGAUUGUGUUCAUUGGUUAAGUUGCAAGUUUGGUAAGAGUAAACACAGCCGGGAGAUCAGAAAUGGAAGCUACUUAUAUUGCUGUAAUCCUUGUGCUGACAACGCGUACGUUCGCUCUCGUCAAUACCUGUUCUGUACCAACCCCUUGUACAUGCUAUAAUAGUUCCAUUAGUUACACAAUCAGGUGUAGCCACAAAAAAUUAACAAACGUUCCUAGUAUGAAACAAUCUAACAUUCAUGUCAACAAGUUGUAUUUGUUUUUUCAUGUAAACUCGUUUACAGUUAUUCCAAACAAUGCAUUUGAAACACUUAGCUUCGUCAAUGCAUCAGACGUUUAUUUGAUAUUGUCACAUAAUUAUAUCAGCUCAAUCGAAAAUGGUGCAUUUGAUGGAAUUGAAAAUGUUACAACAGAACUUGAUCUGAACAGUAAUAAUCUUAUGACGAUCCCGUUUGCUAUCAGUAAACUAGUUAACCUAAAAACUCUUAAAAUUCAGAAAAAUCCUCUUCGUUCACUUGACUCGUCAGUGAUGGCACAUAUUGGCCAAAGUUUGACUUUCUUUAGUAUAGAUUUAAAUCGUUUUUCUAAGAUGCCAAGGGAACUUCGUUAUCUUCGAGUAUUGCAGAGUCUGAGAUUAAACCACAUACCGUUUUCGCAUAUGGACAUGAAUGCAUUCCAAGGAGUUGACCAUACACUUAAAACUCUAUACCUUGAAUAUUCUAAACUUGAAAAGAUGCCCCUUUCCAUAUGUCGCCUGCGUCAUCUAACAUCAUUGUAUUUCUUAUACAAUAGCUACCUUAAUGAAAACAAGUCCUCUAUUCUGAUGCCAUAUGGUUGCAAAUUGCCUUUUGUCACAACUCUAAGCUUUCAUUCAAACAGUCUCCAUAUGUUUCCAGAUAUUUUUGCGAUCUUUCCAUCACUUACAUAUUUACACAUGCUUGGAAAUAAUCUUCAAUACAUAAAUUAUGAAAAAAUCCCAUUUGAUUCAAAUCUUACAACAUUGCUCUUGUCAAAUAAUCUUUUCGACAGAGUACCAUAUGCAUUAAACAGGCUAAAAAUGUUAAGGUCUCUUAGUCUUGGCGGUAAUAACAUUAAAACAAUUGACACACCUGACCUUGUAGGAUUGAAUUCUUUAACAGACUUAGAUAUUUCGUCAAAUCCCAUUAUGUUUAUAGCACCCGAUGCAUUUAAACAUAACGUUAACUUACGUUAUCUUAGUUUAUAUAACACUCAUCUGAAACAUAUUCCUGUUGCAGUGACUACUUUGACAAAACUUUUUGACAUUGAUCUUUAUAGAAUGUCAAUUGAGUGUACAUGUGACAUGUCUUACUUAAAACAUUGGAAUGUUGCAGCUAUUUACAGGUUUGAAGGAAAUUGCGCAUUUUCUUCUGAAAGUAUCAAAUAUUUUAUCAUGCAUUCCUUACAGUCUUGCCCGUAGACUAAUAACGCGUACAUUACAGAACAAAUCGAGUAUAUUUCCUUUUUGACUGUGUAACUACGUCAAAGUUCUAAUGACCCGUAUACUCUUCAUUCAAAGCAACGAAAUGUGUCUUCAUAAAUUUAGCUGGGUAAAUCAUUUAUAAGGGAAAUAUACCAUUUGUUUGCAA